This is a messenger RNA of Carcharodon carcharias (great white shark), 3245 nucleotides long. Its product is annotated as solute carrier family 22 member 5-like. Gene Ontology annotation, biological process: transmembrane transport. The record is from RefSeq and is a predicted model, not a curated record. NCBI's taxonomy places the organism in Eukaryota, Metazoa, Chordata, Chondrichthyes, Lamniformes, Lamnidae. Gene Ontology annotation, molecular function: transmembrane transporter activity. Gene Ontology annotation, cellular component: membrane. The transcript has 10 exons. Bases 64 to 1746 code for a protein of 560 amino acids.
CAACGGCCAGUUGCUGUAGUUUUACGGAAGAAAUUCGCUACCAGUCCUCCCACUGUCACUAACAUGCGGGAUUACGAUGAAAUCACCGCUUUUCUCGGAGAAUGGGGACCCUACCAGAUGUUUGUCUUCUUUGUUUUGAGCCUCAGCAUCUUUCCCAACGGUUUCUGCGGAAUGUCUUUCGUCUUUGUCGGGGAUGUUCCAGAGCAUCGCUGCUCAAUUCCCCGGAAUCUCAAUCUGAGUGAAGCGUGGUUGAAUCGGACUAUCCCUCUGGAACAAGAGAGAGGCAAACUCCAGUACAGCAAAUGUAGACGGUACCGGCUGGAUGUGAUAGUGAAUCUUUCGGAGACAUUUCCCGAGCCAGAUUCGUUCAACAUGUCUGAGGUAGAACAGGAGCCCUGUCUGGAUGGUUGGGAGUACAGUAAGGAUCAGUACAUCUCCACCAUCGUCAGUGAGUGGGACUUGGUGUGUAACAAUGGCUGGAAGGGGCCGUUUUCUAUGUCAGUGUUUUUCCUGGGAGUGCUGGUUGGUUCGCUUAUUUCCGGACAGUUAUCUGACAGGUUUGGGAGGAAGGUCGUUCUGUUUGGAACUAUGGCUGUACAGACUGGAUUCAGCAUGCUUCAAGUAUUCUCUCCAACCUGGGAAAUAUUCUGCUUUCUGAAUUUUCUUGUGGGUGUUGGACAGAUUUCAAACUAUGUGGCUGCCUUUGUUCUUGGGUCGGAGGUUCUUGGAAAAUCUCUUCGGGUUAUUUACUCUACAGUCGGAAUUGGCAUUUCUUAUGCAUUCGGCUAUAUGGUUCUGCCUUUGGUUGCAUACUUCAUACGAAGCUGGUGGGCAUUGCUUUUCACACUGUCUGUCCCUGGCCUGCUCUACAUUCCUUUGUGGUGGUUUGUUCAUGAAUCUCCGCGUUGGCUGCUGUCAAAGGGAAGGGUUACAGAGGCCGAAGCAACUCUCCGAUUCAUGGCAAAGAAAAAUAAUGUCACUCCACCAGCAGUGCUCUUCAGUAAUCUUGAGCUCGAAGAUCUAGAAGCUAAAAGGGAAAUAUCUUAUACAAUUAUUCACUUGGUUAAAACCCAUAAUAUCCGAGCCAUCACUGUCAUAUGCCUUCUAGUGUGGAUGAUUAUGGCAAUUGGAUACUUUGGCCUGUCUUUGAGCACACCCAAUCUCCAUGGUGAUGCAUAUUUGAACUGCUUCUUCUCUGCUGCCAUCGAAGUUCCGGCCUACAUAGCAGCUUGGCUUUUCCUCCAGAGGUUUUCCCGAAGGUUCAGCCUUUCAGGCUCAUUUUCUCUUGGUGGAGUUGUCCUUUUCUUCAUCCAGCUCAUACCUUCAAAUUUUUCAGCAUUUGCCACAGUGUUGGUGAUGAUUGGAAAGUUUGGGGCCACAAGUGCUUUUGCCAUAGUUUAUGUCUACACUGCUGAGCUGUACCCAACAGUGGUAAGAAACAUGGGUGUUGGAGUGAGUUCCGUGGGCUGCAGGUUCGGCGCCAUCAUCUCACCUUACAUUUUUUAUCUCGGUGUUCAUUAUGAGUUUCUCCCUUUUAUUCUGAUUGGGAGCUUGACAGUAUUUACUGCAAUUCUUGUCUUAUUUCUGCCUGAAACACUCAAUAUUCCUCUCCCAGAAACAAUUGACCAGAUGCAGGAAAUUAAGGGAUUCAAAUGUAGAAGCACUCUCAGAAAUCAUGAGCAAUUUUGUAAGAAUGGAACAACUAGAGAACCUGUUAUGAUGGUGCAUAAAAAGGAAGAAAUUUAAUCCAGGGCCUGGCUAUAGAUCAGCACCAACGGAGAAAUGGACAAUCAACUGCUUCUUUCCAGUUUAUGUUACAGACUAACAUCAUCUCCUAUCAAAAUAUUCUUAGCAAUGCAAUCAAAAUAUUCAAGGAUCACUGUCAAACGCUCAAAUCAACCGGGUGUGACAAUAUUUUAUAUUUUUUACAUUUCUCACUUGUAAAAAACUGUACUGUAGGGUUGACCUUGACAUUUGGACAACAGACCAUUGGAGCAGACUGGCCAACUGUUCGUCUAUUCCUGCAGCGAACAAGUGGCUGCAAUUUUGAGGUGCCAGCCUCAUUAACAUCCACUCUCCACACUGUGGGCUGCCGAAGGGUGUUCUGAUGCAGCUUGCUGGAUUGAAGCUUCCCAAUAUUAGGCUGCCUUGGCUGGCUACAAGGGAGUGGGGCCACAAUAACAGAGGGUGGGAUUUCAGGGCAAUAGCAGCUCAGAUUAUUUUUGUGGAACCCGGAGAAGUAUUCCUGUUCUUCUGCACCCAACAGAGAUACUAAUAAACUUACCUUGGCUGGACCUCAUUAGCUUCCAUCUCCCCUGGAACUGGAUAGUCUGUGCACAGCACAUGCCGUGACCAGCUCCAACCUAAAAUGACAAUCGUGGUCCUAGCUUUUCUGAUUUGCAUAGUAAAAUGAACCCACCAUCAAAAACAGGCCCAGUAGUAAUCUCUUUUCAAAUUUCACCAGCUCCCCCAUAUGGACCAUAUCCUUAGUUGGCUUCUCCUAGCGAAGGGGAGCAAUUUUGCCAAAGACAAUGAACCAAACAGCAGCAACAAACCAGAGCCUUCCUUCAGCUGAUACUGUCAGCUAUUCCUGUCCACUGUUACCUGUGUUCCAUUCCUCCAACUCGAGCACAAACUCCCUCUGCUGGUGUAAAAUGGAAAAUAGCUCAUCAGGCUAGAUAACAGGGAGAAGUGAUUUAAAAAUCAGCAACAGGGGCCAGGACUGAAAUUGAGAGAGGUAGUUAUUCUUUAAGUAUUACAGUAUGGGAGAAAUUGAAUCAUAGGGAAUGAAACUAUUCUAAUUGAAAUGAUAAAAAUAGGAAAUAUAUUUGUUGAUAAUGAUAUGUAGGCGAGGCUUUCGGUGGGUAAGAAGCAUAAUUUAUGUCCAUUAUAUUAGAUGGACAUUCAGGGAUUAUUUUACACAUGGUGCACAUUAUAACCUAGUACACACGGGUUCUUUAAUGGACAUAAAGCAUACUCUAGAACAAGAUUUGGACGUAUGUUUGCAGUAAUGGUUUGAUUGUGAAUUGUAAAUGCAGUCAUUGAUGAUGUUCAGUCCAGUCAUAGUGCAAUAUCAUUUGCCUGAAAUGAUUCUUUUGCUUGUUAGUCUCAGAAUUACAAUUAUUCUCCUUGUUGGGAAGCAUGGUUACUAAAUCUACAAUUAUGAAUCGAUGAGUGUGUGUAAUAAGGAUGCAGUGAAGAUUUAUAGGCUGUUAAUCUAAAUUACAGGAUUCAGAUGUGGCUGA